This is a messenger RNA of Candidula unifasciata, 310 nucleotides long. Lineage: Eukaryota; Metazoa; Mollusca; Gastropoda; Stylommatophora; Geomitridae. The record is from the annotation of a GenBank genome assembly.
CUACGCAAAUGGGAAAGGUCACAAAGUGCAUUUUCGAGAUGACAGCAUGGGAAGCAGCUCAGGAUAUGAGUCUUUGCAUAGUUAUCCCGUGGGAAGAAUUCAUCCGAAAGCAGUCCCUGAGCAGCAGGUACACACUCUUCAUGCCCAUCCUCACAAUACAAUGAAAAGCAGAAAGAUAGAUACAAAGAAGCUGCCUGAAGACAGAGGUAAAGGAAGAACGUUAGACGUUCGACCAAGCGUUCCACAAGUUUCCGGGGUCAGGGAUGUUAAAGUAGUUGGUUUGCAUAAUGACAGAGUAAAGAGAUAUUAG